Solea senegalensis (Senegalese sole) is the source of this 1256-nucleotide messenger RNA. RefSeq lists its product as uncharacterized. NCBI's taxonomy places the organism in Eukaryota, Metazoa, Chordata, Actinopteri, Pleuronectiformes, Soleidae. Gene Ontology annotation, cellular component: nucleus; transcription regulator complex. The transcript has 2 exons. The record is from RefSeq and is a predicted model, not a curated record. Gene Ontology annotation, biological process: regulation of transcription by RNA polymerase II. Gene Ontology annotation, molecular function: DNA binding. The coding region runs from base 75 to 1067 and encodes 330 amino acids.
GCAGCAGCUGGGCGGAAAAGGCGGGAGAAGCCUGCCGCUUCCGCGUCCGCGCAGCACCAACUCACGGGGGCAAAAUGGACGAAAAGUUAAUAUUGUCUGUGUUUAAUUACCCAGAGCUGUAUAAUGUCACUUUACCGAAUUACCGCUGCACAGAAAGUCGAACAAAUGCCUGGCGAAACAUCAGCAUUGUGCUCGGACUCCCGUCUGAUGAGUGCAAAAGAAAAUGGAAGAACAUGAGGGACCGGUACUUGAAGGAAUUGCGGAUGGAGAUCAAAAGCAAAAAGCAAGGGGAGAUUGUACCCAGCAGAUGGAAGUACAGACAGCUUAUGAACUUUAUUGCACCCUUUGCUGGCUCGAGAUGUGGAAUGCUCGACCUGUGUGGCAACGAUGACCAUGACCAUCAUGACAACGAGUCUGGCAGUGUGGAGGGAGAAUCCACAUCACCUGAAACGGUCAAGGUGCCGCAGUCCAUCAUGAAGGGCCCCGUGUGUCAACCUGACCUCAAGCCUCAGGUCUCGUUUGUGUCGCAGGUCCCAUCAAUGUCUCAGGAGUCACAGAUGGUGCAGUUCGCCGCUAUGGCGAAGUUGCCGUCGAGCCCCACCAUCAGCAAAACUGGCCGAAAACGAUGCCUGGUGCAAGAUUCACUUUCGCCGCCUUCUCAAAAUUCUCAAUCCCCAACGAAAUGGCUAGUGAAAGACAAUGGCACAGCAUUUCCCACCAGGCCCCGAGAUGAGGAUGAACUGUUUUUGCUGAGCUUUGUUCCUGCUCUUAAGCGACUCGCUCCACAGAAAAGGUGUGAGACAAAAAUAAAGAUCCAGCAGAUUAUGUAUGAAGCAGAGUUCAACAUUGCAAAUCAGAAUGCCACGAGAAACACACGGAGCAAGAAACACCGGACUAGAUCAAACUUACUUUUUUUUUAUACUUUAUUCUUGAUUUCUAUAAAACUCUUCCACAGAUUGACGAAAAUAUUUGUUUUUCCUUUUUUGUACAGCAUAAAGUGGGUGAGUGUGAAUGAAUCGUUCGGCUUUUCAACAGAUCUCAUUGAAGUAUUUUUGUGUUUGAUUUGAAACUGACACCAUCAACACUAAACCAACAUCUUCAUUUGCAUAGCUUUGAUUUCACCAUGUGAAUUCAUAUUAGGAAAAAAUAUUUCAUGUCAAAGGAUCAAAAUUUAUUUCAUCUCUGUAGUACAGUAUCUUACAUUUAAUUACAGCAACACAAGGCAAAAAAAAUAAAAUGCUGAGAGAGGGUAUUUA